Molecule: messenger RNA, 3176 nt
Organism: Malaya genurostris
Lineage: Eukaryota; Metazoa; Arthropoda; Insecta; Diptera; Culicidae
Product: facilitated trehalose transporter Tret1-like
Exons: 6
Coding region: 260-1810 (516 amino acids)
Biological process (GO): transmembrane transport
Cellular component (GO): membrane
Molecular function (GO): transmembrane transporter activity
Source: RefSeq, a predicted model, not a curated record
UCAGCUGUCACUAGCGGUCAGGUCAGGGAAGCGUGUUUGGUUGUUUUUGUGUAUAGAAUCAUAGCAUUGAAAAAUUAAUUGGUUUCAAGUUUGCAAAUUGCUUUGAGUUAUCGUUAAAAGAUUCUUAAAUUGGUUAAUUUUGUUUGUGCAAACCAUGUACUGGUAGAAUUUUAUCUCAUUCCGACACACGCAUUCGGGUGGAGCGAAUGAUAGCAAUUGAAAAGAUUCAGAUACGGCGUAUCUGUUAUGUUCAGUUGAAAUGGCACCGGCAGCGAACGGGCUACUGUACGGUUCCGGCAAGCUAACGACGACGAAAGAAACAACGGAGCGAACUGAUGGGGACUUUGACGAUCAACUCUUGUCUUCGGAUGUAGCUCAGGAGGCGGAACCGGUUCUCAGUAAGAAGUUAUCCUGGCGCGAUGGGUGCCCUCAGAUUUUCGCAGCAAUCCUAGUGAAUCUACUGGUCGUACAGGCAGGAAUCAAUAUGACCUAUUCGGCGAUUCUGUUGCCUCAACUUUCCGAACCGGACAGUCCGAUCCAAAUCGAUAAGGACGAAGCAUCGUGGAUCGCCAGCGUGGUGACGAUUGCACUGCCCUUGGGAUCGCUGGUGGUAGGGCAAUUGAUGGAUCAGUACGGACGGAAAAGGGUCUGUCUGGUGACCUGUUUGCCAUUUGCCCUCGGAUGGGCACUGAUAGCAAUCGCACAAAACGUAAACGUGAUCUACAUCGCUCGGAUUAUUCUGGGCAGCUCCGGAGGACUGACGACCGUUGCGUUGGUGUAUGUGAGCGAGUUGUCACACGUUUCGAUGCGGGCAAUGCUGCUCUGUCUGAAUAGUGUAUUCGUUUCACUCGGAAUUUUACUCACCUGCAUUUUAGCCCUAUUUUUCGAUUGGCGAGUGAUGGCAAUAAUCUACACUACAUUCUCAGUAGUUACAUUUUUCCUGAUCAUGAACAUACCAGAAUCUCCCUACUGGAUACUAACAUUCACGAAAAAACAGCCUUCCGCUGUGCGGAAUAUUAUGAACUGGGUGUAUCGAGAUAAAACAUUAGCAGAACAGCAGUACCGUCAGCUUAUCCUAACCGAACGGUGUACUGCACGGAAGGCAAUUGAGACGAGUACAGCUCAGUCCUUUUCCUUCAAGUCAUAUCUUCACCCUCGAGUGUAUCGUCCACUCUGGACUUUGCUAUUGCUCUUCCUGUUCCAGCAACUGUCAGGCGCCUACGUUUUGAUUUUCUAUGCGUUGGACGUAUUCAUGGAGAUUGGAGGAUCUCGGGCGGCAGGAUUCAACGAGUACAAUGCAUUGGUCAUUUUAGGAGCGAUUCGAUUCAUAAUGUCAAUUCUCACCUCGGGGUUCUCACGACGAUACGGAAGACGACCGCUGUUGAUCAUCUCAGCCAGUAUAAUGGGAAGUUUUGCUACACUGGCAGCACUGUAUAUUGACUUCAUUCGUAAAGCCGGUCGUGAAACGAGCCCAACGUUUGGGAGUUAUCUGUUGCUGCUCUGCGUGCUUGGGUACGUUUGUUUCAGUGCCUUAGGUUACCUCGUGAUUCCGUGGACCAUGAUUGGUGAAAUUCUUCCGACCGACGUAAAAGGCAAACUGGGAGGACUGGUUGUGUCGGUGGCCUACGUACUGAUGUUCGGUGUCGUCAAGGCAUUUCCCUACCUGCUGGAUAUACUGGCGAUGCAGGGGAUUUUCUACCUUUACGCAAUUUCCUGUUUUGCCGGUGUUAUUUACGUGUACGGCUGGGUUCCGGAAACGUUCGGGAAAAGCUUCCAGGAAAUCGAGCAAUACUUUGUGAAGAGUGACUAGGUUAGUGAUUAGCUUUGAUCGAAAUAAGAGAGUGUACUUAUCGGGUGUACGAACAGAAGUACAAAGAUUGUCUUCCAAAAUUACAAUAACGAUAGUUUGUAAAUAGUAUGAUUACGGAAGAACUGAAAGGCUUUUGAUAGAACAUAGAGUAUUUUAUCAAUAAAGGAAGAAUAGACGCAAUUUUGAAAGAUGUGAAACUAAACAUUCUGUAACUGAUGGAAAGAAUUUAAUUGUCCCGCAUUUUCGAAGAUCAAUUUGUUUGUCGAGUUUUUGGCUCCAAGCACAAGUUUGACAUGAUUUAUCGCUGAACAAUAUUCAUCCUUGUUAAUGACCUUCUCUAUAAUGUGAUUCAUUAGGCGCGGAUAAUAUACUGAGGCACAGUUAAUUAUUCUAGCCUAAUGGAGCGAAUUAUCGAGAAUGAGGUCGUGGAUGUGAAUAAUAUAUAAAUUACAAAUGUUGUUUGAUGUUUAGUCAUUUCGUUUUCAUCCUCGACUAUUAUUUAGUUUACUGAAAUUAACAUUUAAUAGGAUUUUUUAUAUAACUUUUUCAACGUUUAUAUAACCGGGAACAGACAAUUCAAUAAAGAUUUGUAAAGUGUUAGUAGGAUCGCAUCACCAGCCGUGCAAUGGUUCUGUAUUUGAAGACGAACACGAGAAAAGGUCCUAAGUGCAAAUGAGAGUUUCUCUUUGCUUACUUUCUUUUUCGAUUAUUACGGUCCGAUGGGCCAUCCCUCUCUCUAACUCUUAACAUAGAAUAACGACUGAACUCGUCGACUUUCGAUCUGUAGUUAAGAAAUUGUUGGAAAAUACAGGAAUAUGUCGUAAUAAUUGGAAGAGUGAGUAAACAAAGAGAAACUUUCACUUUCACUUGGGACCUUUUCUAAUGUUCAUCGAGAUUUGCUAUAAAUCGGCUGCAAAUUCCACAUAGGGAAUGUAAUAUCAAGAUUGUACUAAAUUGUACUCAAGAUGAUUUGACGUAGGACAAAGUCUUUGUUUUCUAUAAAGGAGAGCAAAUUCAAAAUACGGAAAAGAACAGUGGUGUGGUUUUUAACAUCCAUAGCUCAACAAAUUUUAAACUGAUUUUCGAUAAGAAAUCUAUUGUUAGCAUCGUCAAAGAUCUCAUUUCUCCGAAAGGAACAUUUCACCGAAAGGGUAAUUUCGAAUACAUAUUAUUAUUCACCCUCAUUCUUGUUUACGGCCGUAUGCGAUACGUUCGAAAGUAUAGCAAAUUCGUAUUCCCGUUUACGUUCGAAUCAAUCACAAUUUUAAACAUCGUACAUGCAUAAAAACAACGCCCAUCCAAUUUUAAACUAUCAGUUCUGGUACAGAUUUGAGUUGUAAAUAAAAAUCUUUGAUAUCAUUUGUUA